Postia placenta MAD-698-R-SB12 is the source of this 699-nucleotide messenger RNA. RefSeq lists its product as hypothetical. Bases 1 to 699 code for a protein of 232 amino acids. The record is from RefSeq and is a predicted model, not a curated record. The transcript has 3 exons. Lineage: Eukaryota; Fungi; Basidiomycota; Agaricomycetes; Polyporales; Adustoporiaceae.
AUGACAAAACGCCGCUGGCGAGUCCACAUCUUCUUCCGUGACGAUAUCAGCACAUAUGGACAUCUGGACGCACGCCUACCACUGAGGAAGCGUCGUGUCAUUCUCGGGAGACCAUACCGUGUGAGAAUGAGACCCUCCUAUGAAGAUGCUCGUCAGCGUCCAGUGUCACAGCGUUAUGAAGACAGCAAUGAGACCCACCUCUCGCCUAAUUAUCUUGGUAAUGGGCUGCCAAUAUUGCUCAUCAUCUGGUACACACUCCGACGAGAGAAGGAAGGAACCAAACAAUCCGAUCCAGUCGUCAACGACUACGGUCAAUCCCAAUCGUCAUCGUCAUCUUCUUCCUCAUCGCUGUCACCCAAUUUCUUGUUCCGCUCCAGGAGCGCGGCUGCCAGCGCGGCCGUCAGGUCGCCGCCGCCUCCACCGCCCCCGCUCGAGGAAGCGCUCUCCUCCGCGGGGGGCGAUGUCGGACGCGCGGGUGUUGCGUUCGGGUCUGUCUUUCGCAACAUGUGCACGCCAGCACUUUGUAUAGAUGCGAGCAGUGCGUCGCGUCUGGGCGCUGGGGCGGGCAAGCCGGCAGAUGGGCCAUGUGAACUGCCAGCUGGAUGGGUCGGUGGCGGCGGAGGAGGCGUCGCAGGUGUGCCCUCCUCUCCCCAGUUUGAUUUAGCUUUGCGAGGAAUAACUGGUGUCGGCUAUUCUUAG